UUAAAGAAGAUUUUUGUGCAUUACAUAACAAAUAUCAUUUUAUUAAAGCAAAUAAUGGAGAAACAAUUAUAGAAGCAUACAAAAGAAUUAAUGAUGAGUCUGAAGCUAUUGCUAAAAAAACUAAUAGUAGAAUUGAUAUGUGUAAAUCUGGAAAUUAUACAUUAACAACUAUAAAAUUUUUCAAAGAAACCACUUUAGCACCUCAAAAAAGUGAAAAAAUAAGUGAACAAGAAAGUGCAUGGAUAGAUUUAGCAACAACUGGUGCUCUAAUAUUUGCAGAAAGAUAUGAAGGAGAAGCUAAUCAAUACGAUGUAAAUUCAAUGUAUAUAUUUGAAAUGAUAAAAAAAGAUGCAUCAUGGCCAAUUGCACCAGGUAAGUUUUAUACUAUAAACUCAUCUUUUACAGAAAAAUGGAGUAAAUUUCCAUAUGGAAUUUAUAAAGCAACAAUAGAAGGAAAUCCUCCAAAGAAAA
Racocetra fulgida is the source of this 471-nucleotide messenger RNA. Lineage: Eukaryota; Fungi; Glomeromycota; Glomeromycetes; Diversisporales; Gigasporaceae. The record is from the annotation of a GenBank genome assembly.